UCGGCGCAUGUGCGAUUCUUGCCAACGACCAAUUGAGUGAUUACCGGCUGGACGGUAUCAGUCUGCUACAUAAAGCAGCUCUCUUCAGUGCACCGACGGGGCGUGAAACCGGCAUGGCGGCAACAGUGCACUUCACGAUGUUUCUACUGCUUAUGCAGCUGUCUGAAAGUAUUUUUUCCAUUCGUUCUGCGAAAAAAGCGACCAUGUUGAUAUGCGGCAUCUUCAUGGCUUUUGGAAACUUCUUGUUGUCCGGCUUCGCCUACCCACCACCGGAUAAACGGAAUCCCAAGCGAAAGAAACGACAAGACAUGGACGGUUGCUCACCAUUUUCUAAAGUGGCUGUCAGUAUUAUUUUCAAGUACCUCAGAAACACUCUCAUUCGAUCAGGAGUGGUCGCAGAAGACAUCCCGAGGCUUACUCGACGCAUUCGCUGCAGCCCACGCAGCGAGAACGAUUGCCAGAAAUUUAUCAAAAAAACCCAAAGUGUCAGCAGCGCGUACCGCUUCGUCUUCCUGGUGCUGAGGCAUGUCUGGAGGGAACUGUUCUGGUCGAAUGCUUUGACCCUUCUCUACUAUUCAUCGCUUCUACUCCGAAUUCCGCUGUUUGUCGGCCUACUGGAAGGCACCAGCAGCUUCUCCUUCUAUCAAUCUGUUGCCCUCCUGUCUACCUCAUGCAUCGCUGAAUGGCUCGUGUCAAGCCUGCAUUCUUACUUUAUUGCGCAAAACCAUGUGAAAGCACAGCUAUUGCUUCAGACUGCCGUGUUUCAGAAGGUAACAUGUCUCUUAGCCACUGCUAUUGCCGAGAAUCCUGCAGGUCACGUUGCUUCGCUCUUGGCCGCCGACAGCUGGCAAAUUUCAUUGGCCCUUUAUUACCUGCCCAACACUUUCAUGGGCGUUGUGUGUGUGGCCAUAGCACUGGGUGUACUUGGCGUUCGCAUGGGGUUCACAGCGGCGGGCGUCUGUUUCCUGUGGCUGGUUUUCAUCGCAUGUGCAUCGUUCUCUAUGGAACCAUUGCUCGACAAGUACUGCAACAUCCUUUACAGAUAUCGAGAUGAGCGACUGAAAAAGUUCAGUGAUUUUCUGUCCGUUUUUCGUCUGGUGAAGAUGUCUGCACUUGAAGACGUGUUUCGAAGUAAGCUCUGUGAACUCAGACUGAAGGAGAUAGACCAAGCGUACUGCGUCAAUGUACUGGACAGCCUCAUGGAGACUUUCAUUAGUGCAUCUACAUCUGUGAUGAUCAUUAUUGCUUUUGGAAUCGUUACGUUCAUGAACCCGGAGAAAAUAUUUAGCCCAGCUACAAUAUACUCAUGUAUGUACAUCUUGACACUGAUGGAUGUUUUCACAAAUACGAUGCCCCAUGCUGUCAGGCUGAAGAGCCCGGUUUUUCGCAGCUGUCGAAGACUAAUGUCAUUUUUUGCUAAUGAAGAAUGGAACUCUCAAGCAAUUGAAAGCACUGGAGGCCAUGAAACUGCCACUGGACAAAUUACCUUGAGUGACUGCUCCUUUUCCUGGGCAAAGGAAGACUCCAAGAGGGAUCCUCCGGUUCUUCAGAAUAUCAGCGUCAACGUGAGCAAUGGCUCCAUUGUAGGCAUCGUGGGUUCUGUAGGAAGCGGGAAGUCUUCGCUCUUGUCGGCUGUCUCCGGCGACAUGAGACGCCUGAGGGGAUCCACAGCGCUUAGAGGCACAAUUGGUGUUGUAUGUCAAAGACCUCAUGUGUUCAACAUCACCAUAAGGGACAACAUUAUCUUCGGCAGAAAGGUUGAUGAAUCGUACUACUGGGAAGUGCUGGAAGCUUGUCAAAUCAUUCGAGACAUCGAGAGUUUCCCGGCUGGCGACUUGGCUGAAGCAGGAGAGAAGGGUGAAAUGCUCAGUGGAGGUCAAAAACAGCGAGUAGCCUUAGCCCGGGCGGUCUACUCAAGAAGCGACAUUUACCUCCUCGACGAUCCCACCAGCUCUCAAGAUGCCCGUGUAGCACGCGGUGUCCUCGAGCGAGUCAUUGGGCCACGUGGUCUACUCGGAACAAAGACACGUCUCUUUGUAACCAACAACACGAGGCUACCGUUCAGUCCCGAUCAAUGGGUCCUUAUGAACGAAAGGACCGCAGUGCUCUUCGAAGAUCUGGACAAGCUGAAGCAGCACUCGGGAGCACCAAGGGAACUGUUCAAAGAAUCGAAUGGUAAACGAGUCCGCCAAAUCGAACCGGAGGAAAGGAAGGACGACGUACGAACGGUGACAGACAACGAAGCAGUAACAGUUCUUAAAGAAGAGGGUCUGUCCUCUAAUAAGGGCAAACUGGACAUUUUCAAAGCAUACAUGAAACACUCAGGCCCUUGCACAGGGCUGGCACUGCUUUGUUUUGUGUUCAGCGCCACGUUCACGGCCGGCCAGUUGGUCUGCAUCAGAGCGUGGGCGGCACUCAACACCCGUGAAAAUGACGCGAGCCACUCCAGUCACGACAUAAUAGUAUGGCUUGCCUUGACCUGCAUAGGAGAUGUGCUCUCCCGGCUGGUCGGGGGAAUUCUGCUCGCUCGGGGCACUCGGCAAUGUUCCCUCAGCCCCCACGACAAGAUGCUCAGUCACGUGGCCAGCAGCCCGCUGUCGUUUUUCGACGUCACGCCGCGCGGAAGAAUAUUGAACCGCUUUUCCGUGGACCUGGAAAUGAACGACAGUCGCGCAUUCGUCGCCAUGAAGCAGGUGUACCAAACUUUACUUGGCGUCGUUGCACGGCUCGCCGUCAUCGGAACGCAAGCAAUUAUCGUCUUUCUCCUGGCUUGUGGCGCAGAGAUUGUACUUGUCUUCAUAUUGCGCCACGUGGUCACAGCAGCAAUGAUUGGCAGGCAAUACGAAAGUACAAGACUGUCUAAGCUCCUGCAGCACCUCACGGAGACUCUGGAUUCUGUGGGGAUGAUUCGCUGCUACGGGGUAAUGGAGAAAUUUUGCGCGCGUUUCAGGCGGCUCAUCAACGACUACACAGAAGCCUUCAAUGCCUUCAUUCUGUCAUACUCUUUCGUCCGCCUCAUCGUGACCUUUUUUGGCGUGCUUGUUAUUUUCCUCGCUGUGAUCGUCGUUGUGGUGCCGAAUCAAGGGGACCCACAAUCUGCAGCCACGGUUGGACUGUCGCUUCUGUCGGCUUUGACGGUACCAUUUGCCAUGACGGGUUUCUUCAUGGUCCUAUUUUGGGCUGUUCUGGGUUUUGUGGCGCUGGAGCGUGCGCUGGAAUAUACGGAAUUGCCUAUUGAAGAGGAUACCUCAUGCAAAAUAGAGCUCCCUUCUGAUAAACUAAACAUGCCGAACGUACGACUUUUCCUGGAGCCAUACGACGGUUUGUGGCCCAGUCAGGGUGUCGUGAAAUUCGAGAACUUCAGUGCAUCCUACCAGCCUGGCGUCAUAAAAGAUACUCUAAAAAACAUCUGCUUCGAGGCAAACGCCGGAGAAAAGGUGGCUGUCCUAGGAAGAACAGGUGCUGGAAAGUCGUCACUUGUGCUAGCACUUUUGCGAAUGAUUCAAAGGACAUCCGGUGCGAUCACUAUCGACGGCACAGAUAUCUACGACGUGUCACUUAAGAGGCUCCGCUCGGCUAUAGCCAUCAUACCACAGGACCCAUCAUUGUUCUGCGGUACUCUGCGCGAAAAUUUGGAUCCUCAUGGUAGCAUGCCUGACUCAGAGCUUUGGGGUGCCUUGCAGAAAGUGGGACUCGAAGAAUUUAUGAGAAGCAACCCCAGCGGCCUGUCCUUUCUAAUAGCUGAAAAGGCAGAAAACCUAAGUGCCGGCCAGAGACAGCUGGUGUCGUUCGCUCGGGCCUUGCUUCGAGGUACAAAGAUUCUAGUGCUCGAUGAAGCCACUUCACAAAUGGACCAGGAAACAGAUCGCCGGGUGCAGGCGACUCUUCGGGAAAGCUUUUCCCAUUGUACGCUAAUCACAAUAGCACACCGCAUCGACACAAUCCUCGAUUAUGACCGAGUCGUGGUCAUGGGAGAUGGCAGAGUUAUAGAAUGUGGACACAUAUAUGACCUCCUGGCUGAUCGAGGUUCCACCUUUCGCAGCAUGGCCGCUGGUGCUGGAAUACCACUGGAAUAAUCAUCAGCAUUUC
Molecule: messenger RNA, 4089 nt
Organism: Dermacentor albipictus
Lineage: Eukaryota; Metazoa; Arthropoda; Arachnida; Ixodida; Ixodidae
Source: RefSeq, a predicted model, not a curated record